Molecule: messenger RNA, 5417 nt
Organism: Pecten maximus
Lineage: Eukaryota; Metazoa; Mollusca; Bivalvia; Pectinida; Pectinidae
Product: dynein assembly factor with WDR repeat domains 1-like
Exons: 13
Coding region: 54-1301 (415 amino acids)
Molecular function (GO): protein binding
Source: RefSeq, a predicted model, not a curated record
CAAAAUAGGCCUCCAUAUUGAAUGUUUGGUAGAAACCGCAGCGAUCAUCGAAAAUGAAACUGAAGCGCUUUUUACUUCGUUAUUAUCCACCAGGAAUUAUAUUGGAGUAUGAACAAGGAGGAAAUGUAAAAACCAAAUCCAUAGACCUAUUGGACCUACGACCAGAGACUGACGUAGAUAGUGUGGUAGAGGAAAUUGCUCAGAAGGAGCCUCUUAUAACAUCCUCAAAAACAGACCAAGUCAAGAAGCUUGUUAUUCGUUUGCAGGAAAAAUUGAGUCAGCGAGAUGAUCACCACUUCUAUCUAUUCAAGGUGCUAAGAGCUCACAUACUGCCGUUAACAAAUGUUGCAUUCAACAAGUCUGGAUCAAGUUUUAUCACUGGUAGCUAUGACAGGACUUGUAAAGUGUGGGACACGGCCUCCGGAGAAGAGCUUCAUACCUUGGAGGGACACAGAAACGUUGUUUACGCCAUCGCCUUUAAUAACCCUUAUGGGGACAAGAUAGCUACAGGUUCUUUUGAUAAAACAUGUAAGCUGUGGAGUUCCGAGACUGGCAAGUGCUUUCAUACAUUCCGAGGUCAUACAGCAGAAAUUGUGUGUCUAAGCUUUAACCCCCAAAGUUCUGUGAUCGCCACUGGUAGUAUGGACACCACUGCCAAACUGUGGGAUGUUGAAACAGGACAGGAGAAGGCAACUCUCUCGGGUCAUUCGGCUGAAAUCAUCUCCUUAUCCUUCAGUUCCAAUGGUUGUCAGCUUAUCACAGGUUCAUUUGACCACACAGUGUCUGUUUGGGAUGUCAACUCGGGAAGAAAAAUUCACACUUUGAUCGGCCACAAGGCAGAAAUCAGCAGUGCCCAGUUCAACUAUGAUUGUUCUUUAAUCGCCACAGGCUCCAUGGACAAAACAUGUCGCGUCUGGGAUGCGGCUUCAGGGAAAUGUGUUGGGACGUUACGUGGCCACGAUGAUGAAGUGCUGGAUGUCGGGUUUGAUUACACUGGACAGCAUAUAUUGACAGCCUCCGCGGACUCCACUGCCCGUGUCUACGAAACAGUGAAUUUCAAAUUGCUCUGUAAACUGGAGGGGCAUGAGGGCGAAAUAUCCAAGAUCUGCUUUAACCCACAAGGGACCUCAGUGCUCACAGCAAGUUCAGACAAAACAGCACGACUCUGGGAUCCUAAUACAGGCACAUGUAAACAAAUUCUGGAAGGACACUCCGAUGAAAUAUUUAGCUGUGCUUUUAAUUAUGAAGGAAACACGGUUAUCACAGGGAGCAAAGACAACACUUGUCGAAUAUGGAGGUGAUGUUAGCGGAAGAAGAAAACUUUGUCAGUAUUAAAACAUUUUUACCAGUCCGCUUGGAUGACUGGCCCAUAUAUCACAGCAACGUCUUCACCAUUUUCCGCUGUAGGAGACUGUGGACAUCAGGGUCAUUGGGAAAGACAGUCAUCAGUCUACAAGGAACUUGUACAGUUUUUGAUUGGAGGAUAUUGAAUUCAUGUUAGCGCUUGCCAUAUGGAUGUAUUGGUUGUGAUCGCCUCAAAUUAAUGGAGUUUUUCAUUCCGUCUUUUUUAUUUAUCAUGAUACUUUUUCAUUCCAAGAAUAAAAUUUUAAUUGUCUGUGUUGAAAGGUGUAUGGCAUAGUAAGAGAAAACAGGCACUUGGAACAAACUUCUUACCUGCAAUCCAUAUAUACAUGUAACUGGACUGUGCUCAUUUAGGAUAUGGAAAUUUGUUUCUCCAAGUGCAGAGAAUAAAAACUUGAAUAUGUGUAUUUAUGAUCAGCGAGUAUAUCAGAUAAGUAAAUUAGCACAUUUUAUUGUGAAAGCUUGGUUUAAAUGAAAUGUUAGUAAUUUGUAUUGAAGAGUCUGCUUGAAGUUAUAUUUUCAAGAUUGUGUUAACAUUGAAUAAAGUGAAAUUAUGAUAUAGUCAGACCAAGUGAUCUGUCACGUAACUGGGUAACAUAAAUGUUUAGAAUGGGGUAUUUUUUCUCCAACCUUUUAAUUGUUCAGGUGUAUCAAGUAUGGUGAACAGUCUCGGAUGUCUUGUCUGAUGAUCACUUUCUUUUCUAUGUAGCAGUUAGACUGGAGGCCAACAUGACCGGUCAUUCUUGACUGAUUUAGGUCAUAAUGUAGGUUGUCGAUAGAUGACUGGUCACUCUGGUCUGAAUCAGGUCGUAAUGUAGGUUGUCGAUGGAUGACCGGUCACUCUGGUCUGAGUCGGGUCGUAAUGUAGGUUGUCGAUGGAUGACCGGUCACUCCGGUCUGAGUCAGGUCGUAAUGUAGGUUGUCUAUGGAUGAUAGGUCACUCUGGUCUGAGUCAGGUCGUAAUGUAGGUUGUCGAUGGAUGACCGGUCACUCCGGUCUGAGUCGGGUCGUAAUGUAGGUUGUCUAUGGAUGACCGGUCACUCUGGUCUGAGUCGGGUUGUAAUGUAGGUUGUCGAUGGAUGACCGGUCACUCUGGUCUGAGUCAGGUCGUAAUGUAGGUUGUCAAUAGAUGACUGGUCACUCUGGUCUGAGUCAGGUUGUAAUGUAGGUUGUCGAUGGAUGACCGGUCACUCUGGUCUGAGUCAGGUCGUAAUGUAGGUUGUCAAUAGAUGACUGGUCACUCUGGUCUGAGUUAGGUCGUAAUGUAGGUUGUCGAUGGCAUUAUGUACAGCUUUGAGUUUACCUAAAAAAUUCAAAUUAUUUUAUGUGUAUAACAUGAGGUUAGUGUGGCAAUCAUAUCUUAAACAAAGCACAGAAAAUUUGUAUAAUUAAUUAGCAUGCCUAUGUAUUUUGACUUUCAUUUCAUCAUGUUGUAGUUCUAAUACAUAUAUAUGUGUAGAAGCUGAAAAUUUGUAGAUAGAAAUAUGUUCCACAAAAUUUUGUAUAAAAGUACUUGCUGUUAUUUAGAAUACAGUAAUGGAAAUCUUGUGUGUUUGUAGUGUAUAGUGUGGUACAUUAGGUAACAAAUCGUCAUACAUUCCAAAAAUCUAGCCAUAUAUACAAUCAUUUAUUUUGUGCAUUCCAAUCCACCUUUUCUAGGUUAUGUUAAAUAGUUAUUGUUGCCAUUUAUCAGUAAAGGUUGUCGAGAUAAAAACUCGGGUAUAAAUAAACAUGUAACAGCUAAUAGAUGUCUCUAAGGUUUAAAAUCAUGUUAUGAUAAUCAUAUAAGCCUGUCAAUUCACUGUUAUCUGUUCACUUGUCUAGAGCUGCCAAUCAGACCUAUGUGAUGUAUUUCCUAUAAGGAAAUCAAAAGCCAGUACUAGAUUUUAUAUCUUUUUCAAUUUGUUUAAAACUGCUGUCGUCUCAUUCAAAUGGACAUUUUUUAUUUUCAAUUUGAAACUAUCCCUCAUUAUGCUGUCAAGAGCAAAAUAAAAUACAAAUUGUUGAAUUCUAUUCUACUAUUCUAUGAUUUUUUUUUAGCUUAUUGAGGGGGUGCGACCAAAAAGGGGCAAUUCGGUUUUAUUGCUAUAGACGACUUAUUCUCUAUUUAUGACAUGUUGAAGCAAACAGUUGAUCAGAAUUUAACAAGGACCAACAUGUCUUGGGCUUUAUAACAGAUUACAGUUUACAACAUGCAUAUAUUCUUUAUAUUUCUGGAGUCCUCCUGUGGGGUAUAUAUUAAUGGAAUAGCCCUAAAUAUGGGACAUGCAGGCACGGAUCCAGGAAUUUGAGGGGGGGGGGGGGGCAAAAUUACGGAAAAUGAAAUGAUUAUGGCAAAUUUUGCAAUCUUUCGGGACCCCCCCACCCCACCCCGGAUCCGCUAGUGACAGGUGAUCUAUUGUCAGUGGGAGAUUGAUCGUGAUAUAUGCUACUUUGUGUUUAUAUAACCAAAAAUGGAAUAACAUACUGUACCCCUCGACUGCUGACAUCAAUAAUUGUCAAAUACCAGAUUCAAUGAUACAUAAAACUGAAAAACAUAAAGUGAUAUAAUUUGUCUGUGUUGAUGAAGUACCUCCUAUGAUUGUAUAGUUUCCGUCCACUGAAGAAAACAAUCUGUCUGUGAUGGUGUUAAUAGCGUAACAUCAUUCCAUAGUUAUCCUAUUGUGCAUACGUUUUUAACAUUUCUAUAUACAUAUAUGAUAUCUAUACAUUUAUUUUUAAUCUUAUUUAUUGAAACUGAAAUCCAUCCAUACAUUUCUUCCCGUCCUCAAAUUUUGUUAUAUACGAUAAUACAUAUUAUGAACAGAAUGAGUUGAGAUUUUUUUUCUGUGUUCCGUGUCUUUUUCAUUUGCAUUAAAAAUUGUUUUUAUUUUAAUGAAACAUACACAAAUGUAUAUUAAUAUGUAUAUCUGUUUGUGAAAGAAGUGUCUAAACAUGACUAAUUAAUGAUGUGUACAAUUUUCAAUAUCAAAUUUUCAAAAUGUGAUUCGACAUAAUUAAGAAGUGUGCCUGCCAUGUCUUUCCGAGAUCAUUAUUACAACUUAACCUGUAGUAUUUAUAAGACUUACAGGUCCAAUAUACCACUUCCUUAAAGUUUAUGUAAAGAAAGCUUAAUCCAAAGGGGAAGAUUUUAAUUAGAAGAUGUUCAAUAGGAAGCUUGGCAAGUGUUGGCAGAUUUUGAUUUACAAAUUCUGAGGAUCUGAUCUUACGCGAAAGAGUCAAGGCCAGAAUUCAUAUUAAACCAGUUAUGCAGAUAUCAAACUCAAAAACUGAUUUGAAAAGUGACUAGAAGCCCUACAGCCAAAUGUGAUAGGUAUUACGACACUGAUAACAUGGUAGUCAUGUGUUGGGAGUUAUUAUGACGCUGAUUACAUGGAAGUCAUGACGAUGAUGCCUUUAUGAUAGUUAUGUUAUGAAAUACAUUAUGAUAGUACUGCUGAAUAUGGUGUUUGCUUCUAUACUUGCUCAAGUCCCGACUUAACUAUUUUUUCAACGUUUCCAUAUCCUUGAUUAUAACUUAUUAUGACAUUAAAGAUGUAUGUAUUGUAUUCUUACUGUCUAUAAGACAACAAUCUUCCUAUUAUGAUUCUUAACUUUGAGUUUCCUUUCUUCAGCAGUCUAAUAUCACUAUUCAUGUUGCCAGUGUAAUGCUGAGGAAAUGUCCAAAAUUUGUACAUGCAUUCUGACAAAACUGACAAAGCAAAUGUCAGAGCUCAGUCACUUGUCAGCAUUUGCAGGACUGGGAGGUUUUUGGAUGAAUAUUCCUCAUGCAUAGAUUGUUGCUUCCACAGGUAUUAAUUUCUAAUCUACAUAAUAGUUAUUAACCAAUGAAAAGUUGUGUUACAUCAAUGGCAUGGUACUGUUAUACAUCAUUCUAUACCGUGUAUUCUCAUUUGGUCUGUGUUUGUUUACAAUUGUCACUAGUCAGUUGCAACUGUUGCAAGGUUUCUGCUAGAAUAUCGUUCAAAUUGAAGUAAAAAAGACAGAAAUUGUAUUUUGUUAUGAUGUGUGUGCAAUUCACGCUUUCAAAAAUUAAAUGAAAGUAUACAAAAAUA